AUGUCAAGUGCAGUGGUAAGGUCUAGAUAUAGCGGUAGAGGCGAUUUCAUUGCGUUUGUAACUGUAGCGCUAGAUAAGCAGCGUAUUAGCGUGGAAAGAACAGAUGGCGCGCACACAAGCAGCGGGAAUGAACGGUACCUCUACCUUGAGGGUCCUGGAGUUGAAUGUACAUGCCUUGAAUGGGUAGAAAUUGGUGGGGCAGAGCUUGUGGCUGUGGGACAGAGCAAUGGUGAAGUUCAACUUUACUCACCUGUUGCAAACCAGAUGCUACACAAGCUGGUGACUGGGGACAUAUACGGGGUUACAGAUUUCCAGUGUGAUGGUAUAGAUGCGUGGUGUGUUACGCGGAAAAACGUAGUUUAUCAGUUUGCCAUGACGGAUUUCAGCCUUGUGCGCGAACUGCGUUGGGACGAUUGCGGGCAGUUAGAGCGAGUAUGUGUAGUGGACAAGAAUACACUGUUAUUGGCUUCGCAUUCGAUCUUUCUGGUCAGUCUUUUGGAUAAGUCAGUUAUAAGACGUUACCCUGGUCAUUUGUCGGCUGUUUCCUCACUAGUGAUGUUAGGAAAGGAAUAUUUCCUCAGUGGGGCAGAUAAUGACCGUUUCUUGAACAUAUACAACUUGGAAUCCGGUGCAACCAAGGCGGUGCUUGUUGCAGACUCCAACAUUGUUGAGGUCUCGCAUAGUGGGGACCAUGUUGUUGCUGUAACAACAGAGGAAGGGAAAGUGGAAAUAUUUGCGGAUCCUCUAAUUAACUCGAACCAUAAGAGACGCGGAAAUCUCUCAAAACGGCCUACUAAAGUUGUCGAAAUGGAGAGAGACGGUACUGGGAAACGUAUUAACGUUAUAAACUGUAAGUUGAGUAGAGAUGUUCUCAGAAUCACUUGGUUGGAAAAAGCUGUUAUCCUAUAUCACAAGCAUCUACAAUGGGAAGCGCUUGAUAGCACCCACAAAAUUAUGCAGGCUGCACCGACGGUAAAAACAGCGAUUCACGGUACUGGCAAAUCCUAUAGCGAUGUUGCGGCGGCUAAAUCCUAUGCUGAAGGAAACGCAACCGUUACGUCAGGUGAUAACUUCAAGCAUAUACAGGACUUAAUUAAGGACAUGGAGCGUGCGGACAUAGAAGAUGAUUCCUCUCUGGGAGAAACGUUGCAAGACAAACUCGCUGCCAGCGCCCACUCUUUGUCUUCUAAGUCUUCUAAAAAAGGUCUGUCAACCGGUACUCUUACCGUGGUGCUGGCGCAGGCCCUUCAAUCGAACGAUCACUCUCUUUUAGAGACUGUUCUAAACACUCGUGACGAAAAGGUCAUCGAAGCCACCAUCGUUAAGUUGAAGCCGGCUCUUGCUGUCACUCUGUUGGAGCGACUGGCUGAGCGUGUUGCCAGGCAAUCCCAUAGGCAGGGAUUGCUCAAUAUUUGGUGUAAGUGGUGUUUGAUUGUUCAUGGAGGUUACUUGAUUACAAUCCCUAAUCUGAUUUCACAACUAGCAUCUCUGCAUUCUACAUUAAAAAACCGUAGCGCUCUUCUGCCUAGACUCCAAACGCUUGAAGCCAGUCUCAAUUGCUGUCUAAAUGAGCUUGAUGCAAAGAGAGCUCACUGCAAUAGUGAUCCUUCAGCAUUUCCUGAUGUUUAUAAUAUUGAAGAGAAUGAGGAUGAGAGUGAUGUAGAAUACAAUGAAGAACUUGACGACAACGGUCUAAUAGACGAUGGUGAGCUUGACUCUGAAGACGGGGAAGACGAGGAAGACGCCGAAGCCACCAAUAAUAUAAAGGGGAAUCAUUCUAACCCGGAACUAAAUAAUCACAAUGAGGAUGUGAUCAAAUUAGCCUCCGAUGAAGAAGGCUACAGUGAUGUUGAGAUGCAAUGA
Molecule: messenger RNA, 1863 nt
Organism: Eremothecium sinecaudum
Lineage: Eukaryota; Fungi; Ascomycota; Saccharomycetes; Saccharomycetales; Saccharomycetaceae
Gene: UTP5
Product: Utp5p
Exons: 1
Coding region: 1-1863 (620 amino acids)
Biological process (GO): maturation of SSU-rRNA from tricistronic rRNA transcript (SSU-rRNA, 5.8S rRNA, LSU-rRNA)
Cellular component (GO): nucleolus
Molecular function (GO): protein binding
Source: RefSeq, a predicted model, not a curated record